AUAUAUUUUUUAAAAAUACAAUAUAUAUUUAUAUAUAUAUAAAAAUAUAUAUAUACAUAUUUAUAUAUGAACAUAUGUUUAUUACAUAUAUUUUAUUUUAUGUUAUAUAUUAUUUUAUUCAUUAUUUUUUACAGAAAUUCUAUUUUCAUUUGUUAUUAUAAUU
Molecule: messenger RNA, 163 nt
Organism: Ichthyophthirius multifiliis
Lineage: Eukaryota; Ciliophora; Oligohymenophorea; Hymenostomatida
Exons: 1
Source: RefSeq, a predicted model, not a curated record